UACUGGGAAGAAGGAACGCGAAGGAGGGAAGUGCAAGUGCUGGAGGCUUAGCGUUUUCUUAAUGGACCGAACACUCUGCCUCUGUCUGCUUCUCUUCACGGCGGCUGUUGCGGCGGCGACUGGCGGCGCUGAACACAACCACACUUCCGGCGGGCUAUUAUGGCCCACCGCCGCAGAGGAAUCCGAUCCGCCACCGCCCACGGAUGACUCCGACUCCGACUCCGACGGCGGGUUUUCUUCACUCGACGGCAUGUUGCAGUGGGCUAUAAGUCAUUCUGAUCCUGGAAAGUUAAAGGAAUCAGCAGAAGCUCAGCAACGGCUUUCGGCAAGCGAUCUGCAGAAACGUCAAAUAGAAAUCAAGGAAACACUGGAGAAAAUAAAGAUGCCUUCUGAUGGUGAAUUGAUGAAAAUUGCGGUACGUGACUUGAAUAAUGUCUCUACAUCCUUGGAAGAUAGGCACCGUGCUUUGCAGGAGCUUCUUGAGCUUGUGGAGCCGAUAGAUAAUGCAAAUGAUUUAAACAAACUUGGGGGACUUCUUGCAGUUACAAAAGAGCUUAACCACUCUGAUCCAGGUAUAAGGACAGUUGCUGCAUGGGUUAUUGGGAAAGCUAGUCAAAAUAAUCCAAAUGUUCAGCAGCAGAUCUUGGAAUUUGGAGUGCUCUCAAGGCUGAUGAAAAUGGUAAAGUCUAAUUCCAUAGAAGAAGCCAAUAAAGCAUUAUAUGCUGUUUCAGCUUUGAUUCGCAAUAAUUUAGAUAGUCAGGAGUUGUUUUAUGCUGAAGCUGGAGGUUGGAUGCUUCAGGAUAUUUUGAGCAAUGCCAGUCUUGAUAUCAGACUGCGGAGGAAAGCUGUACUUUUAUUGGCUGAUCUAGCAGAGUAUCAAUUAGAAAAUGUAGAUAGAGAUGAGCCACCAUUUUUCAAUGACCAAGAUCUGUUGAAGUCAGUGGUUGAUUUAACUGCAUCAACCGACCUUGAUCUCCAAGAAAAGGCCCUUGUUGCGAUUAAGAGUCUCUUGCAAUUAAGAACCACUAAAGCUUGGGUUUUCAAGGACUUUUGUGCUUUAGGUGAUGCACUGAACAGAAUGAGGCAGUUGUUGCAUGAUUUGAUGGUGGAUGAGUAUCAGAGAGACUACGUGAUGGAUGUGGAAAGUCUUCGUGUUGAAGUGGAACAUAUUUUCCAUAGAAAGCUGGUAAAGCAAAAAUGAGUUGCAACUCCCUAAAGUUAUGCUGUUGAUCUUGUAUCAUUAUCUAGUUUCUAGAGAUUUCUCACAAUUUUGAUUCUUCUUUAGACGUUUGAUCAAUGCAUGUUAAAGCUAUUAAUAUUAAUUUUUACAGUUGUACAGGUUAAUCCCCGAAAAUUUACUAGCAUUUGUGAUUUCUGAUUUAACUGUAUUCUACCUAUAGACUUUUUAUUUAUCUAUACUAUUAAUGUAUGUCUAUAUAUUUACAAUA
Cajanus cajan (pigeon pea) is the source of this 1448-nucleotide messenger RNA. RefSeq names its product ARM repeat superfamily protein. Gene Ontology annotation, molecular function: adenyl-nucleotide exchange factor activity. Gene Ontology annotation, cellular component: endoplasmic reticulum. NCBI's taxonomy places the organism in Eukaryota, Viridiplantae, Streptophyta, Magnoliopsida, Fabales, Fabaceae. The record is from RefSeq and is a predicted model, not a curated record.